Daldinia caldariorum is the source of this 2976-nucleotide messenger RNA. Its product is annotated as putative C6 transcription factor. Gene Ontology annotation, biological process: regulation of DNA-templated transcription; DNA-templated transcription. The transcript has 5 exons. Bases 232 to 2343 code for a protein of 703 amino acids. Gene Ontology annotation, molecular function: DNA-binding transcription factor activity, RNA polymerase II-specific; zinc ion binding; DNA binding. The record is from RefSeq and is a predicted model, not a curated record. NCBI's taxonomy places the organism in Eukaryota, Fungi, Ascomycota, Sordariomycetes, Xylariales, Hypoxylaceae.
AUUCAAAGGUGAUGGUGGAUUUUGCCCUUAAUCUGGCUAUAAGACGGGGACCUACACCGUCUCAGGGGCCGGAUCCGCUGCUCGGGGUCCAAAAAAUCAUUUUUUCGCCUCCGAGCACCGAGAUUCAUGCAUCAUCACUGUUAAACUCAUCCGCCCUGCACCUUUGCCCAAUGUGCUAACACUACUCUGUUUCUUUUUCAUUCAUAUGAUUAAUAAGUCUUAGAAAAUAUAAUGUCCCAGUAUAAGUUAGCGACUCCGCUCGGCGCCGAGGGCGAUCUAAAAAGCUACUCGUGCGUGAUUUGCCGACAGCGCAAGGUCAAAUGCGACCGGCGCAACCCCUGCUCCAACUGCGUCAAGGCCGAGAAGCCGUGCGACUACGUGGCCCCGGUGCGAGGGAAGAGGAAGAGAACAAAGCCGCCCAAAGAAAGUCUCCACGCGAAAUUGAAGCGGUUGCAGGAAUUGUUGAAAUCGUAUGGCGCGAAGCUCGAACCGUCCGAUGAAGUAGAUGACUCCGACUCGGAGUCGACGGUGUCUCAUCCUAAUGAUGAUGAGAUGGUUAGGUCAAGAAGCCCAAGUCAUAGCGAUCCUAUCUUCAAGUCUCAGGAGAGUAAACCGAAACUUAUAACGAAAGAGGGGACAUCGAGAUAUUUUGAUAUCACGCCCUGGGCCACGAUAGGAGAUGAAUUUCAGCAUCCAGAGGUCGGUGAGCCGACGGAUGAAGCUAAUUUUCAUGAAAGUGGGAUUUUCUUCGAGUCGGAACCAAGCUACGCUUUCGAUAAUAUCGCAAGUCUACAUCCCUCUCUACCAACAUUGGAAAAGAUGAAGGAAAUAUUUGUUGAUCGUGUUGAUCCUCUGAUGAAAAUACUCCAUAUUCCUACUUUCUGGACCGUGUUAACAGACGUGCCACGAAACCCCCAAGGCCACCGACCCAGAAGCUUGGAAGCGUUGAUAUUUUCUUUCUACUUCGUAGUCAUAACCUCCUUGACGGAUAAAGAAGCACGGGAGAUUUUUGGGAUAGAGAAGUCAGUGCUCCAUUCUCGUUAUAGACUUGCGACUCGGCGGGCGUUAGUGAAUGCUGGGUUUUUAUCUACUUCCAGUCCAAUGACACUUCAGGCAUAUGCAAUCUUCAUGAUGUCCGCGAGGAAAUGUUACAGGCACGAUACCUUGUUCGUCUUAUCAGGAGUUGCGAUCCGACUAGCCCGCAAAAUGGGAUUGCAUCGCGACGGCUCACUCCUGGGACUAUCUCCCUUCGAGACCGAAAUGCGGAGAAGGCUCUGGUGGCACCUUAUCCAUGUGGACUUUCGCUUGGCUGAAAUACUUGGCACGAGGCCGUCUUUGGAUAUUAUUUCUACGGAUAUCAAGAUGCCGCUGAAUGUCGAUGACGAAGACCUCAACCCCAAUAUGACCCAAGAACCCACGGAGCGUAACGGCAUAACUCCAAUUACAUUCUGCUUGGUCAGAUGCGAGAUUUUUAAGGCUUUGGAGAGGUUCGUGCCAGCAUCUGCUAAUGGAGCACACUGGGAAGUACUCCGCGGAACAGACCUUUCUUUCUCCGAAAAAGACCGAAUCAUAAACCAGAUUGAAGAGUAUCUCGAGACUAAGUACCUACGGUAUUGCGACCCAUUAGACUCCCUCCAUACUUUCAUAUCGAUCAUGGUCAGAUCAUCAAUCGGCAAGAUGAGGGUUUUCUGCCACAGUCCUCGGUCGUCGCUAAACCGACCUAUUAAAAUACCGCAGAGCGAGCGCAGCAUAGUAUUUUCCAACUGCAUGAAACUACUAGAAUACCUGACCGCUAUGCACGGGGGCUUGAACAACAUGGAGAAAUACAUGUGGCAGAUCGGCACCAGCUACCUCUGGGGCACGAUGCUCUUCGUGCUGGUCGAGACCCGGAACCGCAAGAAGGGGCCCGAGGUCGACAGGGCGUGGCGGCUGAUUGGAGAGGUCUACUCGUAUUACCCGCUGAUGUUCGAGGAGUCCACCAGUCCCGUAUUCGCCGCGCUGGGGAAAUGGACGUUGCAGGUAUGGAACGAGUGUGCCGCAGCUGUAAAAGCCGAAGGCCGCCCGGAACCAGCAAUGCCCGAUUAUAUUGAGAGGAUCCGUCGCUGCCGCGAAGUGUCCUCAGAUUCACGAACCAAACACAAGGGCCCAGAGGUGAUUUUUGAACCUAUUACCCCGAAUUCGUUCGACUAUACUGGAGAACAACCCCAAGGCAGUGACGGGAACUUUGGUAAUUUCGAAUCCUUUGAAUCCUGCGAUUUUCCAGAUCUUCUCACCCUCCAGAUGCCGUCAGACGAUUGGAUACAAUGGGACCAGAUUAUCGCGGAACAGACGGGAUUUCCUUAGAUCAUCGGGAUUUAGGUACCUAGACAUGAUUUAUGAAGGAGGCCCAAUGGAAAAGCUGUGCGAUACUGCCCAGAGAUCCAGGAAACCGGGAGGUUGGUUAGGACAACUAGCCUACUUGAAUACGUUUACUAUUGAAAUUUCACUUGAUAUCUCUUGGAUAGGUACUGUAUGCUCACAUAUAACGGUUUCUAAAUAUCGUUGGCUUCUCUCUGAUUUCAUUACAUACCUCUUAUGGAUUAUGAACAGCCGUAGCUCUGAGAAUUACGAAUAUCGCUCGUGAACUAACCUUAGGGUGUCUAGAACGAACAUUCGAGGGAACUCCGCCUUAGAUUGUCCGAUGAAGUGAUGUUGAAGUGUAGCUCGGAUGCAGGGAAGACCAAGGCUCCGAAGUAGAUAACAGGUAAACUGGAGGUUCAUGGAACUAGACGCUGAAAUGAAGUUUAUCAGUUAUUUAGAUAAAGGCAUGCUUGGAGAACUGUUUACUAUCCUGACAGGAGGUACAUAACCCCCUAUUAUAUCCUCUUGUAGUUCACUCAAGCGAUUUAGUCUCAUGCAAAGCUCAAGUGGCUAAGCCUUGAUAAUGUAGGUUUUUAUUUGCAUGUUUCGAUUUUGGAUUCGAAAUAUAUUAACAGC